AUGGGAGAAGCGACAUUAGAUAUCCAAAACGGCGUAUUGAGAAAAAUGAAGCUCAUCUACUUCAGUAAUGAGUUUCCCCAAGACGACUUGCAAACAGUUUUCCGCAAGCUUCACAAUCACAGCAAGGACAGACGACACUCAGUUCUUGCUCGGUUCCUCAAGGAAGCCACUUUGGCUAUUCGUGAGGAGGUACGCCAGCUUCCACUGACAUUGCGAAGUCUGAUUCCCCCAUUUGAGAACAUCUUGGAUUUUGCAGACUUCACCGACCUUCGCAAGGGCCAACUCUGUGGAUCCAUUGAUGGUAUCCUCCUGUGUAUGCUGGAAUUGGGGACACUUAUUGGCUAUUAUGAAAAUAAUGAAAAUGCAUUCAGCACCGAUGCCUCGAGUACUAGUCUUGCUGGCCUAGGCAUUGGCUUACUGGCAACAGCAGCUGUCUCUAUAGCUCCGACAGUGAGUGACCUCGCUCUCGCUGGAUCUCAAGUCGUGCGACAGGCCUUCCGACUGGGAGUCUUGGUUGAUGAGGUAUCGCAAAACCUUGAGCCUCGUGAUACCAGCGAGGGCAGCUCACCAGAUACUUGGGCAUAUGUUCUGCCAAAUGUCUCUGCCGACGACGUCCAGCCUGAGCUAGAUGCCAUUCAAAAAAGCGAGAGAAUCCCCGGACCAAGCAAGAUCUUCAUUAGUGCGCGAAGUGCAACUUCUGUCACCAUCAGCGGUCCUCCUGCACGGUUGCAGGCUAUGUUUCGCAAUUCCAAGUUCUUCCACGAGCAUAAAUGUAUUGGCUUGCCGGUGUAUGGGGGUUUGUGUCAUGCAGGUCAUAUCUACACCUUGGAAAAUGUGCAUCAUGUGGUUCGAACGCGCUCGAUGCAGUUGCUUGAUGCCAAAUUCUCACCGCGACUGCCCGUAUACUCAACCAGCACUGGAACCCCGUUUCCAGCGACCAGUGCAACACAUCUCUUUGAAUGCAUCAUCGAAGAAAUCCUCACGCAACCCAUUGAAUGGGACCAAGUUAUUAAAGGAGUCGGGAAGCUUGCGGAAGGUCUGGAGGCGACUCAAUUCCAACUUGUGGUCUUCCGAAUCUCGCUUCCAAUUCGUGAUCUGGCAGAUUAUUUGCAGCACAACUCUAGCGUGGACACAUUGACAGAAGAGAUAUUGCCGUGGGUAAACAAAAGCGAGGCAUCCGAUGAGGGAGGACCACGAGGACCACAGCAGUCUAAGAUCGCGAUCGUGGGCAUGUCAUGCAGAAUGCCAGGCGGGGCAACCAACACUGAGAAGUUCUGGGAGCUCCUCGAACAGGGGCUAGAUGUUCACCGCAAGAUUCCCUCGGAUCGAUUUGAUGUGGAAUCCCACCACGACUCAACUGGGAAGAGGAUGAACACCAGUCAUACUCAGUAUGGAUGCUUCAUUGACGAACCCGGUCUGUUUGAUGCUCCAUUCUUCAAUAUGUCGCCACGGGAAGCAGAGCAAACGGACCCCAUGCAGAGACUAGCGCUUGUGACAGCGUAUGAAGCGCUAGAGAAAGCCGGAUAUGUCGCUAAUCGAACUGCUGCGACGGACCUUCACCGUAUCGGAACCUUCUACGGCCAAGCGAGCGACGAUUACCGUGAAGUUAACACUGGGCAAGAAAUCAGCACGUAUUUCAUCCCCGGUGGAUGUCGUGCCUUUGGACCUGGACGCAUCAACUAUUUCUUCAAGUUCUCCGGGCCCAGUUACAGCAUUGACACGGCUUGCUCCUCUAGCUUAGCCACAAUUCAGACUGCUUGCACAGCACUUUGGAGUGGUGAUAUUGAUACUGCAGUGGCUGGUGGCAUGAACGUUCUGACCAACUCCGAUGCCUUUGCUGGACUCAGUCACGGCCACUUUUUGUCGAAGACGCCCAAUGCGUGCAAAACAUGGGAUAGCGAGGCCGACGGUUAUUGCCGUGCAGACGCGGUUGCAUCCAUCGUUCUCAAGCGACUGGAGGAUGCGGAGGCGGACAAUGACAACAUCCUCGGUGUCAUUGUGGGCGCAGGAACAAAUCACUCUGCCGAAGCCGUUUCCAUCACGCAUCCCCAUGCUGGCCAUCAAUCUUAUCUGGGAAAUCUGGUAGCUAACAGAGCUGGAGUAGACCCCCUGGAUAUCGGGUUUGUUGAGAUGCACGGCACUGGCACCCAGGCUGGUGACGCAGAAGAGAUCCAGUCAGUGACCAAUGUCUUUGCACCGACAACGAAGCGACGCAGCGCAAAGAACCCCCUUUACAUCGGGGCCGUGAAGGCAAAUGUGGGCCAUAGUGAGGCCGCAGCCGGUGUGACAGCCCUAGUAAAGGUCCUUCUGAUGCUGCAAAAGAACGCCAUCCCACCACAUGUUGGCAUCAAGAACAGCCUCAAUCCCAUAUUUCCCAGUGACCUGGAGAAGCGGCAGGUCUUUAUCCCCUACCAGAAGACUGAGUGGCUGCGGACGCCAGACAAGAAGCGCAUGGCUGCUGUCAACAAUUUCAGUGCGGCUGGAGGCAACACUACAAUCCUACUUGAAGACGGACCAAUCCGAGAGGUGACGGAAGCAGAUCCUCGCUCAACUCAUGUGGUGGCCAUAUCGGCCAAAAGUAAGAUUUCACUCAAAGGCAACCUAGAUCGGAUGAUUGCCUAUCUUGAACAGAAUCCAGACCUCUCGCUGGCUGAUCUGUCGUACUCUACCACUGCACGUCGCUACCACCAUAACCAUCGUGUUUCCUUUGCAGCUUCAGGCGUUCCCCAGGUCCUCAAGCAGUUGAAGUCAGCUCUUCACUCUGCGGAGACUCACAAACCUAUUAAAGGUACCGGAGCACCAUCAGUGGCCUUUUCUUUCACAGGCCAAGGAGCAUCGUACAAAUCGUCCAACUACGAGUUGUUUUCAUCCCCCGUCUUCCGGUCUCACAUUCAACAUUUGGACACUAUUGCACAGGGCCAGGGAUUCCCUUCAUUCCUUCCGGUCAUUGACGGCACCCACGAAAAGGAGUAUCAACACUCACCUAUCCUGACCCAGCUAGCAUUGGUCUGUUCAGAGAUCGCAGUCGCGAAGUAUUGGGCUACAUUAGGAGUGAAGCCGGACGUUGUUAUAGGACACAGUCUUGGUGAAUACGCUGCCCUGCACAUCGCUGGUGUACUGUCUGCUAGCGAUGCCAUCUUCCUCGUGGGACAACGGGCCGCCCUUCUUCAAAAGAAGUGCAAAGCGGGUAGCCAUAAGAUGCUUGCGGUUCGAGCUUCACUAGCUCAGAUCCAAGAGGGCGAUCAAGGCUUACCGUACGAGAUUGCUUGCAUCAAUGGGCCAAAAGAGACUGUGCUGAGCGGACCCAAGCAUGAGAUGGAUGAUAUCACUCCCAUCCUCGAAAGCCAAGGGUACAAAUGUUUCAGUUUGGAUGUCCCCUUUGCCUUUCACUCCAACCAAACGGAUCCUAUCCUUGAAGACUUCGAAACACUAGCCACAAGCGGAGUACUCUUCCAGGCCCCCCAGAUUCCCAUCAUCUCCCCUUUACUUUGCAAGGUGGUUUUCGACGAAAAGAGUGUGAAUGGGAACUAUGUUCGUCGCGCAACACGAGAGGCGGUCAAUUUCCUUUCUGCGCUAGAGGCGGCACAUAACAUCGGAAUCAUCAACGAAGAAACUACCUGGGUGGAGGUCGGCCCUCACCCUGUAGGAAUUGGAUUUGUCAAAUCCACCUUCCCCUCUGUUAACGCAGCGGUUCCAUCUCUACGCCGUGGAGAAGAUAAUUGGACCACACUAGCCCAGAGCCUGGCCACUCUUCAUGGGGCGGGCAUCAAAAUCGAAUGGAGCGAGUUCCAUCGGCCCUUUGAGAGCUCGUUACGUCUGCUGGACUUGCCCACUUACGCAUGGAGCGAGAAGCGGUACUGGAUCCAGUAUAAGGGCGACUGGGCUCUCACGAAGGGCAACACGUUCUACGAUGAGGAGAAGGGCCUUAACAAAGCCCAAGCCACGUUGCCCACGCCAAAGUCAAGUUUGAGCACAUCAACCGUCCAGCAGAUCAUCGAACAAAGCUUUGAUGGUGUUGCGGGGACAGUGGUUAUGCAGUCUGAUCUGAUGCAAGCGGAUUUCCGUGCCGCAGCCUGGGGUCAUAAAAUGAAUGGAUGUGGUGUCGUCACUUCGUCUAUCCACGCAGAUAUUGCUUACACACUUGGUGAAUACUUGUAUAAAAAGCUCAAGCCCAAGACAAAGGAGGUCCACAUGAAUAUAUCCAACUUGGAGGUCCUCAAAGGACUCGUCGCCAACAGCAACGUGGAGAGCCAUCAACUCAUUCGGGUCGCCGUGACUACAUCAAACAUUGAUGCCAAUACCGCCGAACUGACCUGGUACAAUGUCUUAUCAAACGGGAGUGUCGAUGAGCCAUUUGCCAGCGCCACUCUUGUGUACGGUAACCCAGCCGAAUGGCUUGACUCUUGGAUCUCGAUCACCCACUUAGUUCAGGGCCGGAUCCAAGACCUCGAGCGCCUGGCGGAGUCUGGGGUCGCUAACCGCUUCACCCACAACAUGACCUACCUCCUCUUUGCCAACAAUCUGGUCGACUAUGCGAACAAGUACCGUGGGAUGCAAUCCGUGGUAUUGCACGAAUUUGAAGCCUUUGCCGACAUUACCCUGUCCACCGAGAAAGGUGGCACCUGGACAGUUCCUCCAUACUUCAUCGACAGUGUUGCCCACCUAGCUGGCUUUGUCAUGAACGUCUCGGACGCCAUGGACACUAAGAAUAACUUCUGCGUCACGCCUGGCUGGCGCUCGAUGCGAUUUGCCAAACCACUCGUGGCUGGCGCCCAGUACAAAUCUUACGUGAAGAUGAUCCCGACUGUCGAGGAUCCAAGUGUGUACCUUGGCGAUGUGUAUGUUCUCCAGAACGGAUUGGUGAUUGGAAUGGUGGGUGGGAUUCGAUUCCGCCGGUAUCCACGAAUUCUGUUGAGUCGCUUCUUCUCGGCGGCUGAUGACACCAAUGCACCACCAGUCGCUGCCACAGUUUCUUCGAAGUCUCAUAUUUCGACUGUUUCUCAGCUAGCCCCUCCGGCAGCAGUAAGCGUGCCCAACGUUACGAAAGCCACCUCUGUCAUCCCUGUUGCCGUCAAUGGCGUCAAAUCGGAUACUGCUAUUAAGCCUCCCGAUGUGAUUUCGAACGGCAUCAAGCCUGCGACUCCUGCCCUAGCUGUCGAUGUGGUUUCUGAUACCACGACUGCCAAGGCUAUUCGGAUCAUUGCAUCAGAGUCCGGACUCGACCUUGCUGAUCUGACUGACGAUGCGAGCUUUGCAGACUUGGGGAUUGAUUCCCUGAUGAGCUUGGUCAUUGCGGAGAAGUUCCGAGCGGAUCUCGGGGUGGUGGUUGGAGGUAGUCUUUUCUUGGAGUAUCCCACUAUUGGGGACUUGCGCACUUGGUUGGAGGAGUACUACAGUUAG
This is a messenger RNA of Penicillium hordei, 5400 nucleotides long. It is a transcript of the gene tpcC, whose product is annotated as non-reducing polyketide synthase tpcC. Gene Ontology annotation, molecular function: fatty acid synthase activity; 3-oxoacyl-[acyl-carrier-protein] synthase activity; phosphopantetheine binding. Gene Ontology annotation, biological process: fatty acid biosynthetic process; secondary metabolite biosynthetic process. The coding region runs from base 1 to 5400 and encodes 1799 amino acids. The record is from RefSeq and is a predicted model, not a curated record. The transcript is spliced from 5 exons. NCBI's taxonomy places the organism in Eukaryota, Fungi, Ascomycota, Eurotiomycetes, Eurotiales, Aspergillaceae.